Messenger RNA from Gigantopelta aegis, 1053 nucleotides. RefSeq names its product histidine-rich glycoprotein-like. The record is from RefSeq and is a predicted model, not a curated record. Lineage: Eukaryota; Metazoa; Mollusca; Gastropoda; Neomphalida; Peltospiridae. Bases 1 to 1053 code for a protein of 350 amino acids. The transcript has a single exon.
AUGGGACAUAGUCACCGUUCGUCCAUCAUGAUGGGACAUAGCCAUUAUUCUUCUAUCACGAUGGAACAUAGUCACCGUUCGUCCAUCAUGAUGGGACAUAGUCAUUAUUCUUCUAUCAUGAUGGGACAUAGUCAUUAUUCUUCUUUCAUGAUGAGACAUAGUCAUUAUUCUUCUAUCAUGAUGGAACAUAGUCACCGUUCGUCCAUCAUGAUGGGACAUAGUCACCGUUCGUCCAUCAUGAUGGGACAUAGUCAUUAUUCUUCUUUCAUGAUGAGACAUAGUCAUUAUUCUUCUUUCAUGAUGGAACAUAGUCACCAUUCGUCCAUCAUGAUGGGACAUAGUCACCGUUCGUCCAUCAUGAUGGAACAUAGUCACCGUUCGUCCAUCAUGAUGGGACAUAGUCACCGUUCGUCCAUCAUGAUGGAACAUAGUCACCGUUCGUCCAUCAUGAUGGGACAUAGUCAUUAUUCUUCCAUCAUGAUGGGACAUAGUCAUUAUUCUUCUUUCAUGAUGAGACAUAGUCAUUAUUCUUCUAUCACGAUGGAACAUAGUCACCGUUCGUCCAUCAUGAUGGGACAUAGUCACCGUUCGUCCAUCAUGAUGGAACAUAGUCACCGUUCGUCCAUCAUGAUGGGACAUAGUCAUUAUUCUUCCAUCAUGAUGGGACAUAGUCAUUAUUCUUCUUUCAUGAUGAGACAUAGUCAUUAUUCUUCUAUCACGAUGGAACAUAGUCACCGUUCGUCCAUCAUGAUGGGACAUAGUCAUUAUUCUUCUAUCAUGAUGGGACAUAGUCAUUAUUCUUCUAUCAUGAUGAGACAUAGUCAUUAUUCUUCUAUCAUGAUGGAACAUAGUCAUUAUUCUUCUAUCAUGAUGGGACAUAGUCAUUAUUCUUCUAUCAUGAUGGGACAUAGUCAUUAUUCUUCUAUCAUGAUGGGACAUAGUCACCAUUCGUCCUUCAUAAUAAGUGAGGACCACCUUCUUCUGUCCCAGUAUAAGACGAGCAGUCCUCCCAGCAUGAUAUGCGUGAAGCGUCAGUUUAACAAUGCGAUAUAG